UGGGGUCCCCUCUGUUUCAUCAUCUCCGUUGGUGGUGGGCAGUCGACUGGAAGUAGAAGACUUCCGAAACCGUUUGCCGCCAUCCUGUGGGGUCCUACCCUACGACGACAUACACCUUCGAUUGGAGCCAUUAUCGGAAAAUCCUGGACUUCCUCAAGUCUUGUGGGUUCCGAGACAUGAGAUGUACUUUAGGGAGGGUGCAGGCGGGGGAGGAGGAGGACAACGAGGACGAGAGGAGGGCGGUCAAGGGUCGAGAGAAGGACGACAACAGUGAUAUGUCGGCCAUGGACGUGCGAAGACAGGAGGAGCGUGCGGGUGGCAAGAUGAGGGGGGGGAAGGCCGUCGACGAGGACAGUACUCCGAACGAGGUCGACGAUGACGAUAACGACGUGGACAUUGGAGCCUCUCUUGAUGGGGGUCUGAUGGCUGGUGGGCGACUCGAGCGAUGGAAGGACCUGUUCGACCACUUCGGCGUUGACAAUGUCGACGCCAUUUGCACGGACUCCCCACUGGCACAUGUGACUGCUUCUAAGCUCCUCGCGAAGGAGGAGCUCAAGUACAGCCGCAUCACUUGGCUUCCUUGUGCGGUUCAUGUCUGCAACUUGUUGUUGUCAGGCAUCGCGAAGGAUGGCACAAAUGAGAAGAUUGGAAAAGGGGAGGACACUAUCAUCAAGGCUCGAGCGGUUGUGCGUUUCAUCAGAGAGCAUGGGGCUGCUCCCAGCCUUUAUCAACAAUACUCUGCCGCACGCCCAUCUUCCGCCUCCGUAGCCGCGCCCAGUUCCAGCACUGCACCUGCACCGGCUCACCGUCGAGGCAGAGAACUCGCGUACCCCGCACAGACGAGGCUUGCCACUCACUAUUUGAUGUUGGAGAGGUUGUUGGAUCGUCGUCGAGCGCUGGAGGCAUUGAUGGUGAACGAUGAUUGGUUGAGGACUGCAUGGAGGAGUUCCAUUUUCUUGCAGGCUAAGUGGCUGGCGAAGUUCCACAUUCGGGAGGGCGAUUGGACGUAUGAUGGAGGGGUUGAUGGUGACAAGGAUGCGGCCUCCUGCAGAGGGGAGAAGGAGACGUCGCAGGUCGGGCAGGGGUGGGUGCAACACGGUGAUGGGGUCCCUCUCGUUCAGACUUACUCCAUUCACCUGACGCACACAUGGACAUGCGUUGCUCCAGCGGAGAGGAACUGGACCGUCCAUGAGCGUGUUCAGGUGAAGAGGCGUAACAGGCUUGGUUUCAUCAAGCUCACUCGAUUGGUGGAGAUCUCCACCAACUUGAGAUUGAUUCGUUGUCAGGGGAGGGGUUCAGGGUAUGUUCUGCCAUGGGAGGACGAUGAGGAGGAGGCAGAGGAGGCUCUUCCUCCGCCUCGUGAUGAGGGUGUUCGGCCCGACGACCGAGUCACAAAGGCGCAGCAUGACCAGCACAUGCAGCGCGGGCAGAGGGAUCGCCUUUCGAAGGCAUCACCCAACGUUGAAACGUAUUUUGGUUGUUGCGUUACCGUGCUCAUGCCGAUCGAGCAGGACUCCGUCUACGAUCCUGAGUCUGAUCCUAUGGUUCAAGACUCGAUUGAGGCGGAGCCAUGGUCCGAUCCAGACGACCUUGCGGUGGAGUCAGAGCACGGAGGGUCUGAUGAGGAUCGUGACGACGCUCCUCUCACCGAGUUGACGCCUCCUCGGACGCAUGGUUUUACUACAGCCUUUGCGUCGCCUCCCCCUCCACCUCGACCUUUGACUCCUCGUGACGUUCCACUGCGAGGCCCUGAGGACCAAGUCGGGGGCAUGAUUCUGCCCCCUCCGACGGAUCGUCGUGAACAUGGCAAGCAAGGAAGUGGGGGGAAUGUUGAGGAGGAUGACGACGAGGGCGAUGAUGUUAGGGGGGGGUACGAGGGCAGCAGUAAGGACGAUGAUGAUCCCGGCUAUUCACCAACACGCCCACGUGACGACGACGACGAGGGCGCCGAUGGUAUGCAGCCAGCGGGCGUUUUACGGAGGUCCGAUAGACGUCGUGAUGACCAAUGGAGUGGUGCCGGCACAGGAGGUAGCGGGGCUGGUGUUGGGGUUGCGGGGCACGUAGGUGGUGCAGGCCGUGCUGGGGGUGGACAGACGAGAGGUUGGUGCAGCGUCUGCACAGAACGGAUGCUCGAGACGGGUGAUGGUGAGGGUCAUCGUACGGCGAAGGAUGCAAAGGUUGAGUGUAGCGGUGUUGUUGGUGGGGAAGCAGGCGACGGACCUCCAUCACCAGUUCAGGGUGUUUGUGUAUUGCCAUCCGCAGGAGCCUUGUCAGCGGGGGAGUUAGAGUGGCAUGUACGACAAGAACCAUUGCGGACAGAUCGACGCGGACGGAUGGAUGAGGCAUCAAGGAGGGCCAUGGCAGGGGUCCUAGCUUAUGUGUCGUGCAACCCGUCAGUGCCAUCGUCUACGACAUACGUCAUCCCGCCUACACAUGUUGAGGGUCCAGGCCUGACACUGAAUCCCACAUCGGCACCUGGUGAGGAGUCUCUGUCUCCCAAGUCACAGAAGAAGGAGAUGAGAGUAGGAAAAAGUCUUAGUACUGUGAGGAGGGGCGGGGUUAAGGCAGCAAUACAGGGAGGGAUUCAUGCUCCGGACACGGCGCACGGACCAGUAGGUAGCACGGGUGAUGGGGAUGGUAUCACAGGUGUGGCACCUCAGCGGAAGAGGAAGGACAUUGUGGACAACGACGAUGUUUAGUCCCACCAUUAGUCUUAUUUUGUCCUCCAUUUUGUAAUUGUAUAUAGUACCUUUAGUUCUUCACAUUAGGUCAUGUGUUCAUAGGUGCAGUAGGUACAGGUCGUCAUGAUCAUCAUAUGUGUUGGUAUACAGGUUUGUUGUUGUUGUUGUUGUUGUUGUUGUUGUUGUUGUUCCUUUUAUUUUUCUAUCAAUGUUUCAGAUGAUUGCACACUUUCUUCAUACAUUGUUUCACUGAGUUCAGUCUCCAUGCUUCUUUUAUUGUUCUGUGUUUACGGUGCAGUUGUUUCACUGUGUGUUUCGUUGGCCUCUCGUGUUCUUGUUUCGAAAUUCUGCAAUGAAUGUUACUCACAGAU
Chara braunii is the source of this 3052-nucleotide messenger RNA. Lineage: Eukaryota; Viridiplantae; Streptophyta; Charophyceae; Charales; Characeae. The record is from the annotation of a GenBank genome assembly.